AUGUGUCGAUUUCUAGUCUACGCUGGCUCCUCUCCGAUAAUUCUCUCCAAGCUCGUUACAGAACCCUCACACUCCAUUCUCACUCAGUCAUAUGACUCACGUCUUCGCCUGGAUUCUCGACGUCCCGUUAACGGCGAUGGCUUCGGUAUCGGCUGGUACACUGACCUCAGCCUCGGGCCGGAUCCCUGCAUCUUCACCUCUACGCUCCCAGCCUGGAACUGCGUGAAUCUCGAACGCCUCGCUCCAAAAACCGCCAGCAAUCUGAUAUUCGCCCAUGUACGCGCCACAACAGAAGGCUCGCUGGCUGAGAAUAACUGCCACCCUUUUCAGCACGAGACACUGAUGUGGAUGCACAAUGGCAACAUUGGAGCGUGGAAGUUCGUGAAACGUCCACUUGCAUCGUCCUUGCGGGAUAAGUGGUUCUUAGGCGUGCGUGGUGGCACAGACUCAGAAUGGGCAUUUGCCUUGUUCCUCGACAAUCUCGAGUCAUUAGGCGUUGAUCCCUCGAGCACACCGCCCGGCGGCUUCGAUCCCAAAAUGCUCCGCCGAGCCAUGAAAGCAACGAUUGCGAAAAUCAACGCCUUCAUCAAAGCCGUCCCCAAAGAACACGGAUUAGACGACGUCGAGACUCGAUCACUCCUCAACUUCGCCGUCGCAGACGGCCACAGCGUCAUCGUCACACGCUACGUCUCCUCCAAAAGCGAUGCUGCCGCCUCACUGUACUACAGUUCCGGCACUGCGUGGGUGGAGGGUCCCUCAAAGGGCCAGUUCCGCAUGGAGCGUCGAGACAAAGCCUCCGACGUCGUGCUUGUGGCGUCCGAGCCACUGACGUUUGAACGACACAACUGGCUCAGCGUCCCCACCAACACCAUCGUCACCAUCUGCGACCAGACCGUCUAUGUGAAACCCAUCAAAGACGAGUACUGGGACGGCGACCCCAGCCGCGAGCGAAGCACGGGGUUUGCGAGGAGCAAAGGACUUGCCGCUAAGACACCCGGUGGCGGACAGGAGACGCCUGGUUCGGAGACGCCACAACCAGUGGUGAACUUGAACGGUGAGAGGAAGACAGUGCUGGGGAAAGACGACAUGGAUUUUUUCAAUAUGAAGGUCAAGGAACUGGGGUUGGGGAAUGGGUGUGUGGAGCGGGAUUGA
Molecule: messenger RNA, 1152 nt
Organism: Cyphellophora europaea CBS 101466
Lineage: Eukaryota; Fungi; Ascomycota; Eurotiomycetes; Chaetothyriales; Cyphellophoraceae
Exons: 1
Coding region: 1-1152 (383 amino acids)
Source: RefSeq, a predicted model, not a curated record